Molecule: messenger RNA, 1990 nt
Organism: Drosophila kikkawai
Lineage: Eukaryota; Metazoa; Arthropoda; Insecta; Diptera; Drosophilidae
Product: WD repeat-containing protein 55 homolog
Molecular function (GO): protein binding
Source: RefSeq, a predicted model, not a curated record
GCAACCCGUCGUCAACAUGCUUUUUCUUCCUCUUGUUCCCGUGGUAUCCAAACAAAUUCGAGCGUGGCGCAGUCAAUAAAUAAAAUCAGCGCUUAAUUACAGGAUUUUGUGUAACUAAUAGUAUGCACACGCAUAACAAUUUCAAAACCCCUUCGGAUGCUGAUGAACUGGAUGAUCUAGACGAGGACAUGGUGGUGGGCGUGAUAGCAGAGAUCGAGCAGGAGGUCCUAAACGAAUCGGACAGCGACAACGACGCGUACGACCUGGUGGACAUGGGUGCCCCAGAGCCAGACAACGAUGGCGACAGCAGUUACGAUGGCAACGAGAGCAUCAGCAGCGAUGGCAGCUUCGAUCCAAAUGCCGAGGACUCUGAUUCGGAUGACUCAAUGGCGGCGGAGGAGGAGGCUGCGGGUGGAAGUGGUGGUGCUGCUGGGGGAGCCACAAGCGCCAAGCGGCGCAAGGAUGACGAUGGCCCGUCGGGCAGUCAAAAGGAAUCUGCAGAGGCCUCUGUCUUCGAACUCGACGAAGACGAUGAAACAGACGAAACAGUACGUGCCAUAAUAGCCGCCAUAAAGAAGCCACGCAGCGCCCCGCCGGAGAUCAAGCUGGAGGACUUUAUCACUGACGUUUGCUUCCAUCCGAGCCGUGACAUCGUCGCCCUGGCCACCAUCAUCGGGGAUGUGCAUCUGUACGAGUACGCCAACGAAGGAAACAAGUUGCUGCGCACCAUCGAGGUCCAUUCGAAAGCGUGCCGCGACGUAGAGUUUACCGAGGACGGGCGAUUUCUGCUCACCUGCUCGAAGGACAAAUGCGUGAUGGUCACCGACAUGGAGACGGAGAAACUGAAGAAGUUGUACGAAACGGCGCACGACGACGCUAUCAAUACUCUACACGUGCUGAAUGAAAAUCUCUUUGCUACUGGCGACGAUUCGGGCACCGUCAAGUUAUGGGACCUGCGCACCAAGAACUCCAUCUUUGAAUUGAAAGAGCUGGAGGAUCAAGUCACCCAGCUAAUAAGUAAUGACCAGAACAAGCUUCUGCUGGCCACAAGUGCCGAUGGUUAUCUAACGACCUUUAACAUUGCCGCACGCAAAAUGUAUGUCCAGUCGGAGCCCUAUGAGGAGGAGCUCAACUGUAUGGGCAUCUAUCGCGGCGACUCCAAGCUAGUGGUUGGCACUUCCAAGGGCCGCCUGUAUACCUACAACUGGGGCUAUUUUGGCUUCCAUUGUGACAUGUAUCCGGGCAUCAAGAGCCCAAUUAGCCUUAUGAUUCCCAUAACGGAUCGGAUCGCCUGCGUGGCCGGCGAGGAUGGCAACAUCCGAGCAUGUCACAUUACACCUUAUCGCAAUCUGGGCGUGGUGGGGCAGCAUAACAUGCCCAUCGAGUCGCUGGACGUGAACAGCAGCGGAGAGCUUCUGGCCUCCUCCUCGCACAACAACGACGUACGCUUUUGGAAUGUCAAGUAUUUCGAGGACUUUGGCGACAUCAAGUACAAUGACAAGCAUAAUGCCUACAAGGAAAAGCGUCACAAUCUGCCCUCAUCCAAGUGCACCAAUGCAUCUGACUUUUUCGCCGAUUUGACCAAAGAGGAUGGGGAUGAGGAGGAGGCGGAAGCGGAAGCCAAUGAUCCUGAAGCUGGACCGAGUAGCUCAGCCUAGAGGAGUUGAGUCUAUUUGACAUGUUCUGACUCUGGUAGGGUAGACUUCAAGGGGUAAUCCACACAGUUUCUGUAAUUAUAAAUACAAAAAAUUAGAUAUAUUUACAUAGUUACAAGUAAAAAUGGGGUAAAUAUAUGCUUUUCUUCAGCCCAGAUUCUUUGAUCAUCGAUCCCCUAGACAUAAUAAUAGGAUGUUGACUUAAAGAAACCUUUUUAAAACCAAGUGUAGCUAUAGAUUUGAACACGAAACCUUAUACAUACAGCCAGUUGUAUGCUUACAUUUCGCCAUAAACUGUUACCAAUAGCAAAUAAAUAAAUAAAUACACAUCCAUA